AUGGGGGAGAUGGCAGAGAUGGAAGGGGUGCUCAGAGGGGUGUUGAGGGGGGUGCGGGAUGAUAGGUUAGGGAGGCCUACCCCAGAGCGCUUUCACAAGUCACGGGUGAGCAAGCAAGGCUCGACAGUGUCAGCACCCACCUCAUCACUGUCACAUCCCAAUGGAAGUUGGACUCUGUGUUACAUUUAAGCAGAUAGGGCCGCAGGUAAACAUUAUGGUGCAUCCAGCUGUAUUGGCUUCAAGAGAUUCUUUAGGAGAAGGAUUCACAACAACCACACUUACAACUGUAGAGUUAAGUGUGUAUUGUGUAUUGUUGACAAAGACAGAAGGAACCAAUGUCGUUACUGCAGACUACAUCAUUGUUUCAAGGCUGGAAUGAGAAAGGAAGCUGUUCAGACUGAGAGAGGCAGCACCAGCAGUCACACAGCCAAAGGACAGGAAGUGGGCACUCUGUCCAUCAGCUUGCUUCUGCGGGCAGAGGCCGGUGUGCAACAGUUCCCAGCUCUGGUCUCACCUAGGAGUCAUGACAUCAACACCAAGAAGACAGCCUGCAUGGGAGAUGUGUUCAAGUCCAUGAAGCAGCAACUCCUCCUGCUGGUGGACCACACAAAACACAUCCCAGAGUUCUGUAGCCACAUCGAUGAUGGGGUAACUCUGUUACAAACCCACUCUGCAAAACAUCUUAUCCUGUGAGCAGCAAGAAACAUCUUGCCAAUGAAUGGAUGUGUUUAUGGUGAAUGAGCAGGUAACGACUCUGUGAUCCCCCUGAGAGGUGCAGAGGUAGAGGUGUCCAGAUUGGCGUUAACAAUCCAGGAGGAGCUGGUCAAACCUUUUAGAGAGCUGGACAACAAGUCUGGUUGUGUCAAAACUAUUGUCUUCUUUGCCCCGGACGGUUUGGAGAGUCCUCAGGUGGUUCGACAGCUGCAUUUCAAGGCCCAUCUGCUGCAACAAGAAACAACCUGUGAGCAGCAAGGGAGGUUUGGGGAGCUCCUGCUGAUCCUGCCUCCCCUGCAGAGUACGGCCUGGCAGAUGGUGGAGACUCUCCAUGCACAGCUGCUGGGCGAAAGCAGAAUGGCCAUCCUGCUGCUGCAGGAGAUGCUGCUGGGAGAGGGAGCAAAAACAGGACAGGGACUGUGA
Plectropomus leopardus (leopard coralgrouper) is the source of this 1137-nucleotide messenger RNA. The record is from RefSeq and is a predicted model, not a curated record. NCBI's taxonomy places the organism in Eukaryota, Metazoa, Chordata, Actinopteri, Perciformes, Serranidae.